AUGAGUGGAAAAAAAGAAGGAAAAGUAUUCAAAAACAGUUCAAAGGUUAGCCAACUGACUAUACCAAAAGAUCAUAUGUUGGAAGAAUCAAUGAUAACAAGUGCUAGCAAUUCUUGGAAAAAUAUUAGUAAAGAGGAAGGAAAAGAAGAGGGGACUGUAACUAUCAAUAAUAAGCUAAUAGCGGAAGAUUUGAGCUCUGUAAUCGGUUUAAUGGCUUACGGUAGUCUCAAAAAUGACAUUGAUAGUAAUCUAGGAAAAAAAUAUGAUAGCAGAGCUUCCCGCCAACAUGCUGGUCGUUCAGUUAAUAAUUUUGAUAUGCUAUCAUCAUCAUUGACUUAUACUGAUUAUAUCAAGAAUGCCCAAGAAAUCCCUCAAAUCACAAUAAAAAAUCACGAUAAUACGAUGGAUGAUAGCAUUAGCAAAGAUGAAAUUGAAAAAUAUUCGGAAAACACUUCUGAAAUCACUAGUGACAAUGAUCGUUCGGACAUUUUUGCCAGCAAUAGUUUCGCAACUCGAAGUGAUAUUGCUAUUAAAGAGCAAAAUGCAAAAUUGGAAAAUCGUUCACGUAAGAAUUACCGAAAAAAUAUGAUAGUGGCGGGAAUGGAGAUGUCAACCAAUGAUGAUGAAUCAUUUCUAGAUGUAUCACCAUCAGAUAGAACAAGAUCAACAAAAAGUAGCGCAUCUUCUGAAGCGAGAACAACAAAUAUAACUGGAAGUGAAAUUACACAACAGUCCAAUGAUCAAUCAAUGGUUUCAUUAUCACAAAGAGUAAUAACUGAUACUAACUGGAUCAGUGAUAAUACAGUAUCGAAUGAUAGGAAUUCGAAUGACAGUUAUGAUAGUACGCAACAAAAUUCGACCUUUCAAUGGAACGAAUUACAGCCAAAUUCCAUUUCGCAAACGUUCCUUUCAAUCCCUCAAUCAAAUUCUGUUUUACGAAUGUCUCCACUCCGUCACAAGUUAUCAACAACAUCAUUAUCAUCAUCAUCACCGUCAUCAUCAUUAUCAUCACUAUCACUGUCAUCAUUAUCAUUUACUCACACAAUUCAUACUUUUUCGAAUGGGAAUGUAGGACAAAACAGCAAGUGUGCAUAUGCAAAUUCGAUACAUUUAUCUGAUUUCGAAAUACCUUCAUACCUGAAUGCCGUUCCAACAUCAACCUACAGCCAACAACAAUUCACUUAUGCAGCAUCAAAAGCAUGGAUACGUUCACAACAAAUCAAUGAUAUCAGGGGACUGUCACCAACAGUAUCUGAAAGCACACAAACUCAUACAAGCAAUGAUAGAAUCAAUUCGAAAUCGACACGAAGCGCUAAAAUUCUACCGAUAUAUCAGUUAGAAAAAAUGCCAAGAAGGUUUUCACAUAUGACUAAUGUUGACAAAUUCAAGUCGAAAUCAUUUUGUCAAACCGAAAAAAGAGCACAGAUAUGUCAUCAAUCUAAAAAAUAUGCAUCAAUUCUCUCAACAAUACCGUUGACAAGUCAAUCAUCAACUGUAUCAGAAAGAUCCGGAAAAUGCUGUAUCAAUUCGGGACCAUCCAUACCAUAUAAGUUUCCGGUUGAAAACCAAGUCAAAAAUUUUCGCACUAAUUUCAAACAAUCCAAUGAAUCGUCUCCAGAAACGAAUACAAAAUUUGUCCAUCCGAAAUUAUCGGAAAUGAUAUCAACAAACAGUGAAUUUAGUGAAAUUCCGAAUUGUUCGAAUUUGGGAAAGAAGCUAAAAUUGUCAGAUAUGGAAGAAGUACAAAUGGAACAAUCAAGUUCAAUUGAAGGAUUGAAAAUGAAAAUGAACAUGGUAUUAAUAUCAUCAAAACGAUAUCAAUCAUCCGAUGAAUAUAUCGGAAUUGGAGAGCAACAGGUCGAUCAAGAAAACAAUCCGUCCGGAAGUAUAUUGUCUCUUAAUUCCAAAGCAGCAAUAACAACUUAUGAAAGUACGCAAAAUCUGCCCACAACUGAACCAUAA
Messenger RNA from Loa loa (African eye worm), 1962 nucleotides. RefSeq lists its product as hypothetical. The record is from RefSeq and is a predicted model, not a curated record. The coding region runs from base 1 to 1962 and encodes 653 amino acids. The transcript is spliced from 7 exons. Lineage: Eukaryota; Metazoa; Nematoda; Chromadorea; Rhabditida; Onchocercidae.